Scheffersomyces coipomensis is the source of this 729-nucleotide messenger RNA. Its product is annotated as mitochondrial 54S ribosomal protein mL67. The transcript has a single exon. NCBI's taxonomy places the organism in Eukaryota, Fungi, Ascomycota, Pichiomycetes, Serinales, Debaryomycetaceae. Gene Ontology annotation, molecular function: structural constituent of ribosome; single-stranded DNA binding; DNA strand exchange activity. Gene Ontology annotation, cellular component: mitochondrion. The record is from RefSeq and is a predicted model, not a curated record. The coding region runs from base 1 to 729 and encodes 242 amino acids. Gene Ontology annotation, biological process: DNA recombination.
AUGCCUCCAAAGUUGAGAUCUGAGAAGAGAAUGAGGAAGCUCCUCAUAGAGCAAAUCAAAACUCGUAAAGUCUUGGGAGCUAGAAUUGCAGAUGGAUUUAAACAACCACAAGAUUUAAUAAAUUUAAAUUUAGCUCCUCAAGUAUUUUUAUUUAAGAAUUUAUUUAGUGGUCAAGUAUUAUAUUCUCAAGUUCCAGCAUAUCAUCAAAAUCAAAUUGAUGAACAAUUCAUAAGACCAAAUUGGCAAAAUAGAAAACCAGCUAGAAGAAAUGAUUUAUGGAGAAUAAUGUGUGUAGCUACGUUUGAUAAUUAUGAAUAUGCUACGGCAGCUUAUAAAGGAUUAGUUCAAUUAAGAAAAACAAGAGAUAUUAUUCAAAAGGAUGAAGCUCAAGCUUUAAGACGAAAGAAUGAUGAAGGUAAUAUUUGGUAUCAUGGACAAUAUAGACCAACUUAUUCCCAAGAAGCUGUUGCUGAUUUAUCUCAUGUUAUAGAAGAAUUUGAAUUAGAAAAUACCACCUUAAGUUGGGAAAAUGAUUAUAGAAGAGGUGAAGAUAAAUAUUGGAGAGCCGAUCUUGUUGAACAUGAAACUCUUCCUGCAUUCAAUCCAAAAACUCAAACUGUAUUAUUAGAUGAAUUAAGGGCGAAAGCUCUUGAAGCUUUUGCUGUGGAAAGGGAACAAUCACAAGCUCAAGCCCAAGAUGUGGAAGAAAAUGCUUCAGUGAUAGCUUAA